AUGGAAAUCGAAUUAAAAGAUGGAAAGUUUAAAGAGUUAAACAAGCUGGAGGAUAAUUUGGAAAACAAAAAUGGGAGAAUGAUAAAGAGAAGAAGAAAUGGAAAAUUGAGAGGGAUAAGUUGGAGGAUGAAAAGAAGAAAUGAGGGACCAGUGAAUGAACUACUAAGAUUGGCAAAAGAAUAUGCAGAGGAUAUAGAGGAUGCUUAUUUGAAGAAGUCACUGGAGAACCCAUUUAUCUUCAAUAUAUCAUUUGAAAAUGGUACUCCCUUGAAUCUUAAUCUCAUGUUAAAGCAUCAUAAAAUUUCCCAUCAGGAUAUGUCAGUUUUCUUGAUUGUUGAUGGAUUACAGACUACUUUACAAGAUGGAGAGGAUUCUCAUAAUAAGACAAUAGAGACCUUGCAAGAUGUGCUUGUCCAUUAUAGGGAUUUGGAUGUUGUCAAUUUUACUGAUCUUGUUAGUGAUGUGCAAACAAAAGCUACUGGAUUGAUACAAGAGAGCUGUAAAACAAACUCCUAUGCCUUAAAGGAUUCAAUGAUGCAAUGUGAAAAUGGGCAGAUCGAUGUGCUUGAGCAUAGACAUUGUAUUAUUAAUUACUGCAAUGCUCCUGCUGGUGAUUCUUUUUGUGGUAUUAGAGUUGAUUCAAAUAGUUAUUACUGCACUGAAAUACACCAAUGCAAGCUGGUGAAGUCAGAUGUGAAUGAUAACAUGUUUAAAAAGGAGCAUCAGAAAGCAGGUGAUGAAAAUGACUAUUUUAUUUUAUUUACUACUGGAAGAUAUACUGCAAACCUCACUUGGCUCUCUGGAGUUGUUGAUAUGGAUGCAUGGGAUGCUUAUUUUGGCUCAUUUUCUGGAAAGGCAUUCAGAUACCCUCCACCUGUUGCUAAUAGAGCUACUUUUUCUGAAUUGACAGGAGUCAACAGAAUUGGGGAAAUUCAAGCCAACAUGAUCAUUCAGAAAUGUCCUUAUAAUAACUUAAAUGAUUGCUAUCAAAAACAAACUCAACUUGGGCUUUAA
This is a messenger RNA of Entrophospora sp. SA101, 1014 nucleotides long. The record is from the annotation of a GenBank genome assembly. NCBI's taxonomy places the organism in Eukaryota, Fungi, Glomeromycota, Glomeromycetes, Entrophosporales, Entrophosporaceae.